AUGAACGCGGCGAGAGAAGAAACUGCCGAGCGUAUCGAGAUGAUCUUGGAUAACUCUGAGAAAAUCGUCGAAGCCCGCAACUACAUGGCAGAUAAGAACGUGGUCCUGCAAAGUGAUCUUUCGGCUCAAGGUGGGUGGCAAUUUGCAAACUCGAUCUGUAACGACGAAUACUUGCGCACAAUACAAUUGAAAGCAGUCGAGAGGAGCGAGAUCAGAGCGCAGCUCAACACAGACCACCUUUGCACGACGUUCAAAAUAACUACGUACGAAAUUUUACCCCUAGAAAUCAACAAUGACUUGGACGACUUCCUUAACGAUAACAACGACGGUUUUCCCGACGAAAACGAAAACCUCGGAGGCUCAUAUUGA
Messenger RNA from Bathycoccus prasinos, 369 nucleotides. RefSeq lists its product with no specific name. The transcript has a single exon. The record is from RefSeq and is a predicted model, not a curated record. Bases 1 to 369 code for a protein of 122 amino acids. NCBI's taxonomy places the organism in Eukaryota, Viridiplantae, Chlorophyta, Mamiellophyceae, Mamiellales, Bathycoccaceae.